AUGGCGAAGCACACAUCGAACGCGCAAUGCACGGUUGACAGAUUCUGCUAUCAAUAUCUGCAGAUGGAACCGUCCUUAGACUAUCCCGACGGCAGCUUGUUGAAGGUUGCUCAAAUACAAGAAGAGAUCUUCGACCGUCUUUUUGUCGAUCAAUCGGCUCCAUCACCCAAAAUAGCCAGGUUCCAAUUAUGUACCUUGAAGGAGCUCGUCAGAAGAAUUCAGGAAAGCAUCAGUGAUGAAGAGACAGAUGAAGUUGCAGACAGGCUCAUGAAUCGCAUUGGAGAGCUCAUGUCUAUGCCACGAACAUCCGAGCUAGACGAAGCACAGCAGAGAUGCAUUGUUUCGUACCGACUAUCAUUGCUGCAAACGCCUGUCAUGAUUGAUAUUCUCGAAAAUCGAUCGCUCAUUGCUGCCAGCGGUACAACUGGCCUCCGUACGUGGGAAGCCGCUCUUCAUCUUGGACAGUACCUGUGCGUCAACAGCCAUCUCAUCCAAGGGAAUAGAGUACUCGAGCUCGGAGCAGGUACAGGAUACCUGUCCAUUGUUUGCGCAAAACAUCUCGGUGCUGCUCAUGUGACGGCUUCAGAUGGCUCAGAGAAGGUCAUUGACAACCUUACUGACAACUUGACCCUCAACGACAUUCAUUGGAGCUACAACGUUUCAGCUGAGUCCGCUGUUACUCCAAGGCUGCUAGAGUGGGGCCAUGCGUUGGUUGGCACCGAAGAAGCUGUGUGGAAUGGAGGUCGAGAGAUCGAUGUCAUCAUUGGUUCAGACAUUACCUAUGACCAAAGAGCCCAUACGCCCCUGAUUGCGACACUCAGAGACCUUCUCGACCUCUUCCCCAGUGCUGUCAUCAUCAUUGCGAUUAAACAAAGAAACGUGGCAACCCUGACGGCCUUUCAAGAAAGCUGUUCUCGUAACCAGCUCAAUGUGGAAACGUUAAAUUUCACCCUCAAAGAAGUUCACGACGUUUCACAAAGACAGGAGGUCUUGACUCCAUUCUAUAGCUCCUCCGCACCGAUAUGUAUUUUCCAUAUAUCGAGGACAGAAUAG
This is a messenger RNA of Cryphonectria parasitica EP155, 1053 nucleotides long. RefSeq lists its product as uncharacterized. The transcript has 2 exons. NCBI's taxonomy places the organism in Eukaryota, Fungi, Ascomycota, Sordariomycetes, Diaporthales, Cryphonectriaceae. Bases 1 to 1053 code for a protein of 350 amino acids. The record is from RefSeq and is a predicted model, not a curated record.